AUGGACAAAGUGACAAGCAAAGAGCUACACGAUACAAAACAACAGCAGAUAGAUGUGACAAGGCCCCUUCAGGAAGAUCUCCAGACCAAAAAAAGACAAGUACAACAACUACUUCAAGAACUUGAAGAGAAACAAGAAACUGAAGCUAUGCUCAAAAGUGAAAAUGAAAGUAAAGAAAGAUUACUUGAACAACUGCUACAAGAGCAGGAAGGGAGGGAACAACAACAGCUACAGGAUAGUCAAGAAAGAGACAGGAUGCUUCACCAAGAGCUCCAGCAGUUGACUGUUGCUCUUCAACAAACACAGAAAGCUAAUGCCACACUUCAACAACAAGUUCAACAUUUACAAGAUCAGUCUCAUUGGAUUUUGAUAUUGAAGGGAGUUCAACAUCCUAAUAUUGUGAUACUUGAGGAGAUAAUUCAUCAAGAUUCCCAGUCCUAUCUUGUUUUUGAAUUCAUGAGUAUGGAUUUAAAGAAAUAUCUUGAUACUAUUCCAUCUGGACAGUAUAUUGAUCCAGUAUUAUUAAAGGUAGUAACACUGUGGUACAAGGCCCCUGAAGUCUUACUUGGUUCAGCACGAUAUUCUUGUCCCAUUGAUGUAUGGAGUAUAGCUUGUGUAUUUGCUGAAAUGUCUAAUAAAAAACCUCUGUUUCAAGGAGACUCUGAAAUUGAUCAACUCUUCCGAAUUUUCAGGGUUUUGGGUACACCUAAUGAUACAACAUAGCCUAAUGUAACUGAACUACCAAAUUUUAAACCAAAUUUCCCUAAAUGGAUUGGAAAGACAAAAACAAGUUUCUCCUCGCUUGAUGCAGCAGGUUGUGACCUGUUAAUGCAAAUGUUGGUUUAUAAUCCUGGGAAGAGAAUGGCAGCAAAGACUCCUAUACAACAUCCUUAUUUCAGUGAUUUAGACAAGUCAGGUCUACCUGAUACAAGGAAAGAAGGCUUGAAGGAAGACAGAAGAGACCAGGCAGGAGAGCGACUCAUCUUUUACAUCCAGAGAACGUCAGAGAGGAACAGUCAAGAGCAUCAGAGAAGAACCGUCAUGAGAACAUCAGAGAAGAACAGUCAAGAACAUCAGAAGAUACAGCGAAGAACAGUCAAGAACAUCAUCAGAAGACAUCAACAAAGAACAGUCAAGAUCAACAGAGAACACCAGAGAAGAACAGUUGAGUCCUCUUGUAACGAUGACCAGUGGACUGUAGGAGAUGUAAUAACUAACCUGACAUCUACUGAAAAAUAUCAACUUAAGCUACAACAGAGAAGAGACAUGGACAACCUCAACUUACUGUCCAAUCUCCUACACAUCUUCAACCUUCAUCUUCAUCACGUCAAGAAUUACAAGAGAAAGAUAGAGAAAUUCAACAUUUAA
Messenger RNA from Gigantopelta aegis, 1368 nucleotides. RefSeq names its product cell division control protein 2 homolog. Gene Ontology annotation, biological process: protein phosphorylation. Gene Ontology annotation, molecular function: cyclin-dependent protein serine/threonine kinase activity; ATP binding. The record is from RefSeq and is a predicted model, not a curated record. Gene Ontology annotation, cellular component: nucleus. NCBI's taxonomy places the organism in Eukaryota, Metazoa, Mollusca, Gastropoda, Neomphalida, Peltospiridae.